AUGAUCAAUCGAUUAGAGACCAAUAUAGGGCGAAUGGAGGCUCGUUUACAGGGUUUGGGGUUUGACCUAUGCAAUAAUAAAGAAACACAACAAGUCCCGCCACAUCAAUUGGUGUCCAACAGCCCAUAUUCAACCCCAUCACCAUGCACCUCCGGCCCCGAGAACUCACUGGACGAGGCAUCCUUCAGGGAUGAAUCACAUCACCAAGACAUCUGCGGAGACUUGGAAGAACCACGCACCACCGCAAUUCCAGAGGUAGCACAGGAACGCGAUGCGUUAGAUACUCAAGAAGUCAAGGAAGACCCAUUUCCUGAUUUUGGGUAUCUCGUACUUCCGAGAUGUAUACUCGACACGCCAGCUAGAAGCCUCCCUGCUUUAUCACACGAAGGUCUGGAGUGGGUGAGCCAACAAUCUGGCGUAUCUCCCGGAUUAUUGCCCGGCGGGUAUUUCAAUACUACGCCAUUCGGCCCGCGAGGGCCAUUGGGGUCAUUAUGUGACGACUUCCCAAGGAAAACCUUUUAUCCACUGCCGUCCAAAGAAGAAACUUCGGCGUUGCUGCAUGAUUAUCUACAGAAUUUCAACACCCUGUGCCCUCUAUUCGAGCAGGCCAAGCUUGUCUCUCUCUUCAACCAAGACAAUUUAGAUGUUGCUCUUCGAAGUCCUGCGUUGUGGGCUAGUGCCAAUGUGGUGUUUGCCCUAGGAAUCGCAUUUCGCAUCAAUGAUGGAGCUGUUGUGCAAUCAGAGUAUCAAAAAAGCUGGCUCUUCAUGAAAAAUGCCUUCGGUACCUUUCAUGAUCUUUGUCUAGGUGAGCCAGAUAUGUGGUCCAUCCAGGCACUCUUAGGAAUGUCGAUUUUCUUUUUAGGAACAAUGUCUGCCGAACCUUGCUGUUUUCUCGUCACCGCCGCCAUACGCAUGAUUCAUCAAAUUGGGUUGGGAAAGGGAGAGGAAAGCGUUACGCUCGACUCGGAAUAUAAAGAACACCGAAGAAUUAUAUUUUGGGUCGCAUACUGUCUUGAUAGAGAGUAUGCAUACUCACGAUCCUAUCGAUGCCUACCGCUAAUCAUAAUCAGGGUCUCACUCCGCUUCGGGAGACCUCCCACGCAAAGCGAUGAUGAUAUGAGCAUUGGCCUACCUACCGAUUCACCAAUACGCGACGCUAGUAUAAUACCGUCAAUGUAUCAGAAUGUCGAAUUUGAUGCCUUCAGAGCACAUUGUCAACUUGCAACCAUCAAAGGCCAAGUCUACAAAGAUCUAUAUUCGGCGGCAGCAAAGGAUAGAUCGCUCUCCGAGUUAUUGACUUCUGUCGGCGCGUUGGACCAAAUGCUCGAGAACUGGAAGGAGGAACUACCAUCGAAAUACCAGCCAGAAUUACAACGAUUGCAGUCCAUGUCGAUGACCCUUCUCUACCUCCAUUGCUCCUAUUUUAAUUGCAUUAUCGCAAUGCACAGAUUAAUUGCAAGUCGAGGAAUCCGUACAGGUGAUGAUCUGGUCAGAAAAUACGAAGAUUUUGGUUAUUCGGCUGCUCUUCCCGGCUCUCCAAGAGUAUUUGCGUCCGAAUCUCUGUGCACCAAUGCCGCACGAGCCUCUAUCAGGCUGAUGAAGUAUAUACCGGAGGGACAUAUAUCCGCUGUUGGCAUUAUCCGGAAUCCAUUUGAUACCUCACGAUUAUCUGACAUGAGGCUCAUCGAUCAGGUAGAGACGCUCUUGUCUUCGUUUAUUGCAAGUAUUCCAAAUCAAGCCAUCGCACAGCUGAAGACUUAUUGUGCAAACUAUCGCGCUGCUGCAAAGGCUGCGAUCCAAAAGACCAUGCAAUUCUGUGCCAAUAAAGAUCCUUUAAAUUAA
This is a messenger RNA of Aspergillus versicolor CBS 583.65, 1842 nucleotides long. RefSeq names its product fungal specific transcription factor domain-containing protein. The transcript is spliced from 4 exons. Gene Ontology annotation, molecular function: zinc ion binding; DNA binding. Gene Ontology annotation, biological process: DNA-templated transcription. The coding region runs from base 1 to 1842 and encodes 613 amino acids. The record is from RefSeq and is a predicted model, not a curated record. Lineage: Eukaryota; Fungi; Ascomycota; Eurotiomycetes; Eurotiales; Aspergillaceae.